CCACUAUUCAGCAAUCAAAUUCAUGAGCAAAACACAAGUACAUGAUAGCGUCAAUCUUUAGGUAGAAAUUAUUUUUUACAUAAACUAGCCUCUGGAUUUCGUCGGGUUAAGUAGUGCUAUAAUCCUUCUAAUGAGUGGUUUCACAAUUUGGACAGACACCAUGAUCGACAGCAUACGAUGUGUACUCGUCUAUGUGCAGCCAAGCUGGGUUAUAGCUGGCGUUUUCAGCACCUUUUCCUUACUAUUAAUUUCACGCUAUGCUUAUAGCAUAUUCUUCCAUCCUCUCGCCAGAUUUCCCGGGCCCAGAUUGGCAGCAAUGUCUGAGUGGUGGUACAUCCGCAACUAUACCGGCGGGCUCUGGCACGAGGCUAUGCAGAAUGUGCACCAAAAAUACGGCCCCGUUGUGCGAAUUGGUCCCAACGAGCUCUCCUUCAGCACACCUAGUUCGUACAAGACGAUAUACAACCACGCCAACAAAGACCGGAAGCCUUUCUUGAAAUCCGAUUUCUAUGACAUAUCACCGGGGAGGGCUGAUAUCAUCACUGUUCGUGACCCAGCCGAUCAUGCACUGCAAAGACGUUGUAUGGCAUAUGCAUUUAGUGUCAAGUCUCUACGCCAGCAGGAAGAAACUGUGCAUUUAUAUCUCGAUGAGUUUAUCAAACAGAUUGGAAGGCUUGGAAGUCUAGAUCAAGGCGUAGAUAUGACAGAAGCCUUUAACUGGCUAACAUUCGAUAUUAUUGGUGAUCUUACGUUUGGCAAAUCUUUUGACGCAGUCAAGGAGGCGAAAACACACUUCUGGAUUUCGCUUAUACUUGGCAGUGUGUAUUUAUCGACGUUGGCUGGCAUACGUAAAAGAAUGCCUCUGUUUGCACUGGUGCUCCCCUUUCUCAUUCCGAGAUCCUUUCCGUCCAACUUGAGGGAACACCAGGCGUUGACUCUGCAGAAAACAAGGACACGCCUGGAUAUGGGGAAGCUGGAGCGUGCGGAUUUCUUCAGCAGCCUUGUGCGUUCAGACUUGAGUAUGGUGAGAGCAAAUCGCAUCGGCGAAGCAUCGGAAGAAGAACAGAGAGAAGAAGAAGAAGAAGGAGGAGGAGCAGGAGGAGGAGAAGGAGGAAGGGUGGAAGGAGACGUGGAUAUCCAGUAUUUGUCUAACCAAUCCCAUGUUCUUAUCGUUGGGGGCUCAGAAACCACCGCUACCCUCCUGGCCGGCGCCACGUACUUUCUCCUACGAAAUCCAGCAACGCUCUCAAGGUUACAAAUGGAACUUAGAGAUACUUUCAAGGACUACGACAAGAUCACAGGGGAUUCCACAGCCAUGCUGCCCUAUCUAAAUGCCGUUAUCGAGGAGUCUCUUCGCCUCUUCCCUCCAUCCAGUCUGGGACUUCCGCGAAUUUGCCCUGGCACAGCAAUUGAUGGCCGCUAUAUUCCAGCAGGUACGAUUGUCUCGACUGAUCCAUUCUCCAUGACUCGAGACCCCACUUAUUGGGAAGAUCCUGACUCCUUCAUGCCUGAGCGUUGGUUACUUGAAGGCGCGAAUAGUGAAGAAACAAUUAAGGUCAACAAGGCGGCAAGUCAGCCUUUCAGUACAGGGCCGAGGUCCUGCUUGGGCAAAAAUCUGGCAUGGCUUGAGGCAAGGCUCACAUUGGCGAAGAUGGGCUGGAAAUAUGACUGGGAUGUUGCAGCAUCGAGUGAGGGGGUGGACCUGUGGAGAGAUGUGCGCAUGUGGACUCUUUGGAAGAUGCCAAAGUGGAGGCUCAAGUUCAAGGAGGCUGAUGUAUGGAUUAGAAGGCAUGAAGAUUGAUGCUACCGCAUAUUCGGGCUUUAGUGAGAAGUAUUAGCAAUAUUAGGGCGAUUAUCAAGAACUAAAUUACGUUUAG
Messenger RNA from Truncatella angustata, 1877 nucleotides. RefSeq names its product cytochrome P450. The record is from RefSeq and is a predicted model, not a curated record. The transcript has 4 exons. Bases 131 to 1801 code for a protein of 556 amino acids. Gene Ontology annotation, molecular function: iron ion binding; oxidoreductase activity, acting on paired donors, with incorporation or reduction of molecular oxygen; heme binding. NCBI's taxonomy places the organism in Eukaryota, Fungi, Ascomycota, Sordariomycetes, Amphisphaeriales, Sporocadaceae.